Aphanomyces invadans is the source of this 2780-nucleotide messenger RNA. RefSeq lists its product as hypothetical. The transcript is spliced from 18 exons. The coding region runs from base 15 to 2780 and encodes 921 amino acids. NCBI's taxonomy places the organism in Eukaryota, Oomycota, Saprolegniomycetes, Saprolegniales, Verrucalvaceae. Gene Ontology annotation, molecular function: protein binding. The record is from RefSeq and is a predicted model, not a curated record.
AGAAGAUCGUCAUCAUGUUCAAAGUCAGUAAGUAUCGCAACGUGCUUGGGUCCAACGUCCCGCGGGAAGAAUGGUACGAAGAGCUGCAACUCGAUGCAGAUCGGCUAGACUUGUACCCGAUCGCUGCAACGAGUUCCCAAUUCGCAUUUCCGUCGCAACUAAAUGGUGGAGCGUGCAUCGAGAUCAAACCCACAAGCGACACGGGCAAAGCCCAUGCGAUUCAAAAGCCAACGUCGCUCCUGAAAGGACACACCCAACGCGUGAACGCGUUGGCGUAUGCAACGUACCUUCCGUCGUCUUCAACUUCCAUCUUGGCGUCGGGCGGGGACGACACCACGGUCAAGCUGUGGGACACGUCAUCGUCGAUCGAAUCGAGCGUCUGCCUGUGGUCAUUCGAAGAUGCAGCGGUCAACACACGCGUCGUCGGGCUCGCAUUCCACCCGUCGGCGUCGGACGUGCUCGCAGUCGCCAUGUCCAAGACGAUCGCGGUGUUGAACAUACAGCGUCAACAGGCUAUGGUGCCGACGUCCUUUGCUCACCCCGACGUCAUCACGGGCUUCACGUGGAACUACGACGGCAGUGCAGCCGCGACGGUGUGCCAAGACAAGUUGAUCCGUGUAUGGGACCCUCGCGGCGAUGGGACGGUGGCGACCACCAAGGGCCACCAAGGCCGCAAAGCAGCCGCGAUCGCGUGGCUCCAGCCGGACGUGUUUCUCACGGCCGGGUUCAACACGCUGCAGGAGCGCGAAUUGAUGCUGUGGGAUAUGCGCAAGCUCGACAAGUCGGUCGGUCGCGAGCGCGUCGACACUGGCACUGGACUACUCAUACCAACGUUCGACGAAGAUACCAACUUGCUCUUUGUGGCUGGUCGGGGCGACAAAAUCAUUCGCACGUACGAGAUCAACGUGGACAAGGCGCCUGCGUUCUCGCCGCUCCAAGCCACGACGUCGUCUCGGCCGGCGUGGGGAGUCGCACGCGUCCCCAAGCGCGCGUGUGCUUUGACCUCGUGUGAGGUCGCGCGGUUGUUGGUGGUGGAGCAGGGCAACGUCAUCGAGCCGAUCUCGUACACGGUGCCUCGUCGCGACGCUGUCAAUCAGUUCCAGGCGGAUCUGUACCCCGAUUCAAGAACGAGCACGCCAGCGUUGACGGCGGCAGACUGGGCCAGCAGACGCGAUGCGGCGCCUCUCUUGGGUGCAGUGGUUCCCGCUGCAUCUGGGACCGCCGGGGCGGCACUCCAUGGCGCGAUCGAUGUGGCCAACACAAGUUGGAAUGCAGGCGGCGGAUGGGCAAGUGCCGCGCCGCCUCCGACAGCGAUCCUGACACCAGACAUCGAUGCCCCGGCAACUCAAGCAGCGCCGAUCAAGUUCGAGCUGUCGGAAAAGGCCAAAAAGCUGGGGUCGAUCCAAGGCAACAAGUUCAAAUACAUUACUGGCAAGACGAUGGCCCGGUCCGAGUCGUUCCUGAACGUCCCGUCGUCGGAUGCGGCGCUCUUGGUCGCAAAUGCCACGCACUGGGCGACGGCAAUCGUUGGUACAGGCGGCCCCGUUCUCGUCCAUCCGCUUGGAUCCCCAGGCAAGGUAGAUCAUGGCGGCAUCGUGAUCAAUUGCCACAAGCUGCCCGUGACAGACUUGGAAUUCCAUCCAUUUCGACCGCAGUUGCUCGCGACGGCCUCUGACGACUGCUCGAUUCAGCUGUCGGACUAUACCAACCCGAACGAGCGCGUGGUGGCGUCACUAAGCGGCCACGACAAGGGCAUCCGGUGCGUCGCCUUCCAUCCCAGUGCCAACAACGUGCUGGCGUCGGGCGCGAUGGAUUGCACGAUUCGGUUGUGGGACGUCGGCGCGCAAACGGCGCGUCAAGUGAUUCAAAAGUUUGACGACGCUCCGUGGAACGUGUCGUUCAACUUUGACGGGACUUUGCUCGCGACAAUUUCACGAGACAAGGUCCUGCGCGUUAUCGACCCACGCGCCAACAGAACCGCCGCCAUGGCAUGCGCUCAUGACGGAGCCAAGGCGCAAAAAGUGCUCUGGUGCGCACAACAUCUCUCGUCGUCGACGCUCGUCACGGUCGGGUUCACUGCGCGCAGCGAGCGCCAAGUGUUUUUGUGGGAUGCGCGGAAUCUGCUGGACCCAGUGUGCCAAACCACGCUCGACACGUCGGGAAGCGCGCUCCUGCCGUUUUACGACGAAUCGGCCAACGUGAUCUACCUCGUCAGUCGCGGCGACCGCACCGUCAUGACGUACGAGAUCGAUGCCGCGGCUGGGACCGUCGCACCAUGCGCUCCGUUUGCAUUCACCGGCGCGCCGAUUGCCGGCGCCGCGCUCUUGCCCAAACAAUCGUGCAACGUCCGCGACGUCGAAGUCGCCAAGUUUCUCUUGCUGACCAAGGCAACGAUCGAGCCCGUGACGUUGUCGGUGCCCCGCGCGGACAAACUCAAGCCAUUUUUUCAAGAUGACAUUUACGGCGUCGUGCGCACGUACUCGACGGGGGUGUCGCCGGACGCGUGGUUUCGAGGCCACGACCGCGCGCCGUCGACCGAGUCGCUGAAUCGAUCUGGCAUGCCGCUGCUGUCGGCACGCGAACAGGACGUGGUCGUUGCUGUGCCCAACGUGAUCGAGUUUCAAGCGCAAAAGGACCGCGAAGACCACGCACGCGCCGUUCGCGAUCAACAGAUUCAGCGACUGCAUGCACUCGCGGCGCAACCGACGCUGCACCAUCAAGGCGCUGCUGUCCAUCCCGACGAUGACGACGAUGACGACGACGAUGGAUGGGACGACUAG